Rhizoctonia solani is the source of this 369-nucleotide messenger RNA. RefSeq names its product cytochrome b5. The transcript has 4 exons. Lineage: Eukaryota; Fungi; Basidiomycota; Agaricomycetes; Cantharellales; Ceratobasidiaceae. Bases 1 to 369 code for a protein of 122 amino acids. Gene Ontology annotation, cellular component: membrane; endomembrane system. The record is from RefSeq and is a predicted model, not a curated record.
AUGAAUCCAGUUCCACCCGAGCCGAUUGCGCCUCCUAAAGACGAUCCUUACACACUCGAGAAACUCAAAGAGUUUGACGGGCAAGAUCCUAGCAAACCGGUAUAUGUCUCUAUCAAGGGCACGGUGUUCGAUGUCAGCGCCAAGCGUGAUACUUAUGGCCCUGGCGGUGGAUAUGCGCUAUUGUCCGGCAAGGACGCCAGUGUCGCACUUGGUAAAUCUUCAUUGAAGCCAGAGGACGCUAUCGCCGAUUAUAGCCAGCUGAAUCAAUCCGAGAGACAGACCCUUGACCAAUGGCAUAGUUUCUUUACCAAGAAAUAUAGCAUCGCCGGGACAGUUGUUGAUAUGCCAGAGGCGGUGAAGGACCUUUGA